CCGCCGCAGAAUCUCUGGGUUGCGUGACUUGCCUUGCACCAACUGCCCAACCUUGUGAGACAUGCAGCACGGCGGGUACCGUGCUCGACUUUGGUAACAUCAAAAGUCCGGCCCUGCGUUAGAUGCUCCCAGUCCUCCUGCCCCGGCCCCGGCGCACCAUAUCCCGGACCCCGGUCUCUCAGAUCACACGGCAGGAGGUGUGAGGCAGGAGGUGUGAGUCGCAACAAGCCUCCCGCCGAUUUUUGAACGAAACGAGGGGCGCCGAGCUAAGGCGUUGGAGUUCCUUGCUGGAUAAGACGUGUGACUCGCCGGAAUCUUCUGCUUUUGCUCAUUCUGAUUUCGAGUUCUCUGGACAUAAAGGUCGGCCUGCUGCAUACCAAGUGGCGGCGUCUCGCAACCCUCCUCCUCGUCCAACUCACGCCGGGAUAGCUGUGUUGCGCUUUUGGAGAUACAAACCAUUGCAGAUUCAGUAGAGCUCCAGCUCUCAAGGCUUUCACGAUGGCGGAGCGCUCCGAGGGCGAUCCUCCCGGAGGCCCAGCUUCGCCCCCCAACCAAGACCACAACCACGAAAACAAGCCAAAAAACGACCAAGUCCACGACGAAGAAAACGACCAAGCGAUCGAUGAGUCGUCGGACGUAGAUGGCGAUUUCGCCUCGUUGCAGAAGAUGCUAAGCCAGAAGCGAAGAGCGGCCAAAGACUGUCCCAAGUCGCGUCUUCAGAAGGCCUUCCCUUUCUUCUUUUCGCCGCACAUUAGGCCCUUGACCAUCUCCGACCGCGAUUCGUGUAUUGCCCUGGAGAAUGCGGCCUUUCCUCAUCCGGAGCACCGUGCCUCGCCCGAGAAGGCAAGUCUUCGAAACCCUCUUCCCCGCCUGCUUCAAUUUCAGUUCGAAUACCGCCUCACGACAUGCUCGGAACUUUGCCUCGGCCUGUUCUGUACGGUGGUCCCGUCGGAAGCAGGAGAAUGGAGCGUCGAGACGCUGGCCCAUGCCAAGCUGGUUGAGACGAACCGCCACAACGGUGCCGUGAGCGUGCUGCUCGCGCAUAUUGUGGCGACGCGCUGCCGUGGAGACGUCAUCACGGAUGCCGACAUGGACUACCCUAGCGACUGGCGCUCUCGGAAAGGUCGACCUGCCGAUGUCGGCCACCAGGACGAAGGCCGCACCGUCGCGGUGCACUCGUUUGCCGUCCUUCCGCGUCUGCAUGGCUGUGGUAUCGGCAAGAUGCUCAUGAGAGCAUACCUCCAGCAGAUGAACAACUCGGGUCUGGCCAGCAGGGUCGUGUUGAUUUGCCAAGAGUCCCUCGUGUCGUAUUAUGAGCGCUCAGGCUUCACGCACCUCGGAGAGAGCAAGGCGACGUUUGGAGGUGGCGGAUGGCAUGACAUGGUAAGUGGCCUACGCUUGCUCUUAAAGCUCGGCGAGCUUGCUUUUUCUUGA
This is a messenger RNA of Canariomyces notabilis, 1434 nucleotides long. Its product is annotated as acyl-CoA N-acyltransferase. NCBI's taxonomy places the organism in Eukaryota, Fungi, Ascomycota, Sordariomycetes, Sordariales, Chaetomiaceae. Bases 499 to 1434 code for a protein of 311 amino acids. The transcript has 3 exons. Gene Ontology annotation, molecular function: aralkylamine N-acetyltransferase activity. The record is from RefSeq and is a predicted model, not a curated record. Gene Ontology annotation, cellular component: cytoplasm.